GCCGAGCGACCCCAGCCACUCAGCGCAGCAAGCCAGGGAACGUGCGGGACAGAACGCGGGGCUCGCCUCUCACACCGCCUCACCCGCACAGCCACUGCGCUCCACGCGACACACACGAGUCUUCAGUCCAGCCAGCCAAAUGGACAGCACUGCCAAGCCAGAGAGCGGCUCCGGCCAGCACUUUCUGCAGCCAGCCUGCUACUUUGCACAGAGCCUUCAGCUGAGCCCGGGGGACGGGCAUCACCAUCACCAGCAGUCCAAUGCCAAGUCCGGGGCCAAGCAGGUCAAGAGGCAGAGGUCGUCCUCCCCGGAGCUCAUGAGGUGCAAAAGGAGGCUCAACUUCACCGGCUUCGGCUAUAGCUUGCCCCAACAGCAACCGGCUGCGGUAGCCAGGAGGAACGAGAGGGAGAGGAACAGGGUGAAGCUGGUGAACCUAGGCUUUGCCACCCUCCGAGAACAUGUCCCCAAUGGGGCGGCCAACAAGAAGAUGAGCAAGGUGGAGACCCUCCGCUCCGCCGUAGAGUAUAUCCGAGCGCUACAGCAGCUGCUGGACGAACAUGACGCUGUCAGCGCUGCCUUCCAGUCCGGGGUGCUGACACCCACCAUCUCCCCCAACUACUGUCAUGACAUGAACUCUAUGGCAGGAUCCCCUGUCUCCUCCUACACCUCCGAAGGAUCCUAUGACCCAUUGAGUCCAGAGGAGCAAGAACUACUAGACUUCACCACCUGGUUCUGAGCAGCAGGACUGUCCCUAAGAAGUAGGACGUGAAGCACACGAGAGCCCACAAGCCUCUCCAAGAACACUAAGCACUAUAGAUUUGCACUCCGGUGGGGUCCACAAGAGAACCAGAGACUCAGAAGUGUGGGCAUCAAGAGCAAAGGGGUGUACCCACCGCUCUACUCGUAGAAGGAAGAGAUUUGGUUGGCCAGCAAGGUCCUAAGAACAAAAACAAGCAGGGCUUCCCAAUGACGAUCCGGCCGUAGCCCAUUGACUGAGCGCUUUUUCCUUCCCUAAGGAUGACAUGGGACUAUAACUUGUGGAGUUUGCAUUCUUACUAUGCUGAUACUCAAAGAACCCUUUCAAACCCCCUCUACUACUAUUUUUAUACCACUUUCAUCGUAAGAAAAAAACAAAUGCUUCCAAUCGUUUUUUGUGAUUUUUUUAUAUUAUAAAAAUCUAUUUCUAUGGAUCCCAAAUGUUUGGGAUGUAUUAAGCUAUUUUUGUACAUAAGAGAGAGAAUUUAUAGAAGUUUUGUACAAAUGUUAUAAAAAUGUGUAUAUCUUGAUACAUUAUUAUUGUAAUGCUUAUUACCUCUGCGUAUUUAGACUUGUAGUCUAUAUGACAGUGAUCGUCAGCCUCUUCUACCCCCCCUCCAGCUGUUGCUCGGGCACCCCGAGGAUGUGGAUUGGGGCAGCAGCUGGAGGGGACAGAGGUUGCCUGUCUCUGCUACUUAUAAAUGACCUUGCAACUGCCAUUUUCUACGUGGUUUGUGAAAAGGACUCUCCUAAUGUUGGGGAUGGAACUCCUUACAGAUGUACUUUAGCACCGAUGUGUCUUACUUUAUAGAAACUUCGUUAAUGUAUUAAUUGUGUUAUUGAAAACAACAAAACAAUGUUCACAAUGAACAAAGUUUAUGCAGCUAUUGUCCAAACACAAAAUAGUGGUCCUUUGUUUCUAUGAUGACCUUUUUUUUUUUUUUUUUGGAAUUUUACACCACUGCCUUUUUCUUACCGUUUUAUUACAAACUUACAAAGGUACUGCAUAACGAAAUGUGUUUUUUUUACACAAUAGUUUCAUAAUAAAACGUUUUA
Molecule: messenger RNA, 1812 nt
Organism: Rana temporaria (common frog)
Lineage: Eukaryota; Metazoa; Chordata; Amphibia; Anura; Ranidae
Gene: ASCL1
Product: achaete-scute family bHLH transcription factor 1
Exons: 2
Coding region: 140-736 (198 amino acids)
Biological process (GO): regulation of neurogenesis; neuron differentiation; sensory organ development
Cellular component (GO): RNA polymerase II transcription regulator complex
Molecular function (GO): DNA-binding transcription factor activity, RNA polymerase II-specific; RNA polymerase II transcription regulatory region sequence-specific DNA binding; protein dimerization activity
Source: RefSeq, a predicted model, not a curated record